Vittaforma corneae ATCC 50505 is the source of this 318-nucleotide messenger RNA. RefSeq lists its product as uncharacterized. Lineage: Eukaryota; Fungi; Microsporidia; Nosematidae. Bases 1 to 318 code for a protein of 105 amino acids. The record is from RefSeq and is a predicted model, not a curated record. The transcript has a single exon.
AUGCUGUUUGUUGAAUUGGGAAGGGAAGUGUCACCAAGAAGCCUUAAACUUCGUAGUGUUAAGGCUGUAAUCACUGGAAUUAAGGACGAGAAGUUUGUUGUAAUUCAGAAACAGGAUAGGAGCUUUGAGGUUGUAAGAUUGAAGGAUAUUGUUCUGAAUGAUAAAGUGUACGAUCUAAAUGAGCUAAAAGACCCCAACCACGAGUUCUUCAAACAAGUAGAGACUGCAAAGAAAUGCAAUGAUUUUGAUAGAUUUAAGAUGGAUCUUGAAAAGAGAGUCAUUGAAGAGUUGAUCAAAGCUAAGGGCAUUGAUAAUUAA